AUUUUCAACCGUAUCUGGGAGAAACAGUGCGCCAUUGUUUUCACGCAAUCUUUGUAUUUUCUGACUUUAUUGCACUUUAUUAUCAUGCAGUAACACACUGACAUAGUGACUGAUGUAUGUCAUCAAGAAACAGAGACCCUCCCCUCCAAUUCCGAACACAAGUGGUCACAGGAGACGCAUUUAAGUGACCAGGUGUAAACAGCGGUGUAUUUCACCUGACCACAUGUGAUCGGAUCACCGCAUCGUAAUAUCAGAUGGAAACAGGGUCUUUGAGUUUGUUGCAGUGGUUCAAAACAGUUUUUCAGCAAAACAUUGUGCCAGUUGUUAAACACCAUCUCUGCUGCCAUUGGUCCACAUGACAGUUAAAAGCUCUACAUGAGAACUGUUUGCAGCUUCAAAUGCAACAUCUGCAAGAACUGUGCAUGGAAAGCUUAGGGCAAAAUUCAUCAGAGAUAAAUCAAAAUAUAUUGAUUUGUCAGCUCCAGGAGUCUCAACAACAAACCGAAAAAUAUAAGCUCAGCUUAGAAGCACAGGCAACAGAGAAAGAUGAAUUUCAGAGAAAAUUACGAGAUAUCCAAGAGAGCCAUGAUGUUAAGAUGAAGAAAAAUAACAGGAAGCAUGAGGAGAACCUGUCACAGAUACUGCAACAGCAUGAGAUGGAGAUUAAUGCACUGAAGGAAACAAUUACAUCAGUUGAAGAAAAGGCUGCACAGUAUCUAUCAGACCUCAACAACUUAAAGUCCCAGAGGACAGAUUUGAACUCAGCCUUAAAGGAGCUUCAAAUGAAAUUGGAAUAUUGUGAAAAAGAAAAGCUCACACAGUGUGAACCUCCAAAGUUUUAUUCUGUUGGAAAUUUGCAGUUGUUAUCCAAAGUUAAACAGAAAGUUCCUGAUACAUUUUUCACAUUGUUUGAGCAAGUUGCUGUCUCUAAAGUUUGGCCCGAAAAGGAAUGA
This is a messenger RNA of Myxocyprinus asiaticus (Chinese sucker), 953 nucleotides long. RefSeq names its product leucine zipper putative tumor suppressor 1-like. Gene Ontology annotation, cellular component: chromosome, centromeric region; nucleus; spindle pole. The coding region runs from base 399 to 953 and encodes 184 amino acids. The record is from RefSeq and is a predicted model, not a curated record. Gene Ontology annotation, biological process: regulation of G2/M transition of mitotic cell cycle; mitotic cell cycle; metaphase chromosome alignment. NCBI's taxonomy places the organism in Eukaryota, Metazoa, Chordata, Actinopteri, Cypriniformes, Catostomidae. Gene Ontology annotation, molecular function: microtubule binding; dynein complex binding. The transcript is spliced from 6 exons.